Messenger RNA from Acanthosepion pharaonis, 738 nucleotides. The record is from the annotation of a GenBank genome assembly. NCBI's taxonomy places the organism in Eukaryota, Metazoa, Mollusca, Cephalopoda, Sepiida, Sepiidae.
AUGUGUCUUCCCAUUUUCUUUUUUCUUUCGAUCUACCUAUCUAUCUAUCUAUCUAUCUAUCUAUCUAUCUAUCUAUCUAUCUAUCUAAACUCUCCUUUCACUUUCGAUUUUCUCUUCCGUUCCUUCCUCUCUUUUUGGUGUCAGCUUAAAAUAAACGACUCCCUGCCAUUUAUUUCGAUCUAUUAUCUAUCUAUCUAUCUAUCUAUCUAUCUAUCUAUCUAUCUAAUAGCUUUUCAAGUAUGUUAUUUUAUUUGUAAUAUACUAUUGUCUUUCAACAAGCUCUCUUAUCUUCGGUGUCUCUUUCUCUCGUCCUCUCUUACCAUUUCUUUCAUUCACCUUUUUUCUUUGAUAGCGAAUCCCGCUAGCCCGCGUCCCCGACCCGUUCUUCGAUAUCUAAAUCCUUGGGUGUCUGUGUCCCCUCAAACUGCGGCAUUCCUCGUCUUAUCCCCUCUGACUGGAUUGGAGGGUAAUCACGUUUCAUUCAUUCGAAAUUAUGUUUCCAUCCUUUCUUCCAUUAUUACAUUUUUUUUUGUUGUUGUUUUAAUUUUAUUCUCUCUCUCUCUCUCUCUCUCUCUCUUUCUUUCUUACACUUUCUCCAAUCUCUCUUUGUCAGUCUACUUCUUGUUGCUUAUCUGUAUCUAUCUAUUUGUGUAUCUAUCUAUCUAUCUAUCUAUCUAUCUAUCUAUCUAUCUAUCUAUCUAUCUAUAUAUAUAUAUAUAUAUAUAUAUAUAUAUAUAA